CGCAGAUCGGGCUGGGGAAGGUACCAAGCCCGCGGGCCCCUCGGAUGCAUCGAGCCCACCUCCGCCAGCCGGGGGCUGCCCUGGCCCGGACCCCGCGCCCUGCCCCGGGACGAUGACGCAGCCCGUGUUCCAUGCAGCCACCCUGCUGCUUCUCAUCGCUGUCCUCUCCUCCCCGCCGGCGCUCAGCGAGAGGGGGCGCAAGAAGGUCGUCCAUGUGUCAGAGGAUGAGAGCGGGGCCGUGGUCGUCCAGACAGCACCAGGGAAGGUGGUCACCCACCGGGGCGGGACCAUCAUCCUCCCCUGCCGGUACCACUACGACGUGUCAGCCCAUGACCCCGCCGAGAUCCGCCUCAAGUGGACCAAAGUGAUGGACCCGAUGUCUUUCGUGGACGUCUUUGUGGCCAUGGGGAAGGAGUGCAGAGCCUUUGGGAGCUACCGGGGGCGCACGGCGCUGCAGGAGGACGGGGCAGGGGAUGCCUCCCUCAUCAUCCGCAACAUCACCCUGCAGGAUUAUGGGCGGUAUGAGUGUGAGGUCACCAAUGAGCUGGAGGACGACACAGGCAUGGUGAAGCUGGAUCUGGAAGGGGUGAUCUUCCCGUACCACCCGCGCCUUGGCCGCUACACCCUCAACUACCAUGAGGCCCAGGAGGCGUGUCUGGCCCAGGACGGCAUCCUGGCCUCCUACGACCAGCUGCACAAGGCCUGGCUGGAGGGCAUGGACUGGUGCAACGCCGGGUGGCUGGAGGACGGCUCCGUGCAGUACCCCAUCUCCAGGCCCCGAGACGAGUGCGGCCGCAAAGACACCCCCGUCGGGGUCAGGACCUACGGGUACCGGCACAAGGACGACGAGCGCUAUGACGCCUUCUGCUUCACGUCCAACCUGAACGGCAAAGUCUACUUCCUGAAGACCUACCGCAAGCUGAGCUACUCCGAGGCCCUCCAGGCCUGCAAGAAGAACGGUGCCAAGGUGGCCAAGGUGGGGCAGCUCUACGCUGCCUGGAAGAUCCAGCUGCUGGACAGAUGUGAGGCGGGCUGGGUGGAGGACGGCAGCGUCCGCUAUCCCAUCGUCAACCCCCGGGCACGCUGCGGGGGCCAGGAGCCCGGCGUCCGCAACUUGGGCUUCCCGGACAAGAAGUACAAGCUCUUCGGGGUCUACUGCUACAGGAAGGGCAGCGAGGGGUCCCCCAGGAAGGGCAGCGAGGGGUCCCCCAGGAAGGGCAGCGAGGAGCCGGGCAAGUGGAGGCCUGUCCAGGUGUAAGAGGCAGCCACGGUUGCUCUGCCGGGGACAGAACCACUCGUGCAACCAUCAGACAAACACUGCAGCUGGAGAGCUGCUACCACAGCUCCCCCCCGCCAGCCGUCCCUUCUCACCUGGAGCCGGCUGUGAGCCAGGCCCGUGGGACUGGCCGCCGAGCCCCAGGGAUCUGGCACUUCUUGGUAACAGCAUCACAGGAAACAGAAGGGAA
Mauremys mutica (yellowpond turtle) is the source of this 1466-nucleotide messenger RNA. RefSeq names its product hyaluronan and proteoglycan link protein 4 (gene HAPLN4). The transcript has 5 exons. The coding region runs from base 113 to 1258 and encodes 381 amino acids. Lineage: Eukaryota; Metazoa; Chordata; Testudines; Geoemydidae. Gene Ontology annotation, molecular function: hyaluronic acid binding. Gene Ontology annotation, biological process: cell adhesion. The record is from RefSeq and is a predicted model, not a curated record.